Messenger RNA from Magallana angulata, 3764 nucleotides. RefSeq lists its product as uncharacterized. Gene Ontology annotation, cellular component: nucleus. Lineage: Eukaryota; Metazoa; Mollusca; Bivalvia; Ostreida; Ostreidae. The coding region runs from base 16 to 723 and encodes 235 amino acids. The transcript has 5 exons. The record is from RefSeq and is a predicted model, not a curated record.
UCAUUGCGUUCAGAAAUGGCGAGCGAAUGUUCUGAAAAUGUCUCAGACGCCAGUUUAAAAAUUAAAAAACCUAACUGGACCGAGUUGGAAAAGAAAAUUUUGGUGGAAGAAGUGCAUUUAAGGGAGGGUUUAUUGUUUGGGAAAUUUAAGGGUGCUGGGGGUGGGAAGAUAGCGAAGGACGUUGCCUGGAGAGAGGUUGCACAGGCAGUGAACGGGAGCAGUGGUUCGGGAAUACUGAGGACAAGCGGGGAGGCUGCCAAGCAGUACAGUAACUUGAAGCAGAGGGCCAAAGGAAAGUUAUCAGAAGCAAAACGCCCAAAGACAGGAGGGGGUCCCAAGCCACCAAGCCCCACACCAGUUGAGCUUUCCAUUUUGGAACAACUGGAAGGAAGGCCUUCCCUUGAAGGAAUAUGUGGAGGAAUAGAUACAGCGGAUCCAGUGGAAACUCAGCCUUCCACCUCUUCUUCAGCAUCUUCAGAUGUGCCUGCAAAGAAGAAGGAUGUACAAGAUUCUGGUAAGAAAAAGAGGAAGCUUACCAUCCUGGAGCUAGAGGAAAGGAACAUAUCAUUAGAGAAUGAUAAGCUUCAGGAAGAAAUAGAGAAGCUGAAAGACGAGAGACAGCUCAUUGUGGCCAAGAAAUCAUAUUAUGACCUAAAAUUCCAAAUUUUAUGUAAUAAUAAUCCUGAGGUAGUAGCUCAAAUGUUGAAGAGCAAUGAAUGUUGAAAGUUUUUACAUAGAAAUUUACGAUAGUUAAGAGCUGAUAUAUCAGCACAUUUCUGGUGCCAUAUAAUGACAUUUUUACUCCUAAUUAAUCAUAUAUCCACUUCAUUUUUGAAGAGUUUUUCCUAAUGAACCGAAAAUAUAACUUUGAGCUUUUCUGGUAAAAAAUUUGUCUAUUGUGGUUGUUGCCAUUGUUCAUGUUGUAAUCUUUUCACAAUUUCAUCUUCAGAACUAAAGGUAAAUUUUAACUAAACUAUGAACAAAGCAUUUUAAUAUGAAGGUAAUUGCAGUUUCUUAACAUAGAAAGUUAUACAUGUCCUCUUUCAGAGGGAGUUAAUAAAGAAUUAUUGGUUUUUCAGCUCAUUGAGACAAAGUGUCGGGGGGGGGGGGGUGAGCUUAUGCCCUUUAACUUUACUAAACUUGCAUGGAUGGUGCGCAUUAUGAUACUGAUGCACCCGACAGGCUUGAGUGCUAAAUCUGAGCUAUAGGUUUCGGAUGCUGGAGGAGGAUAAGUUUUAGUUUUUUGGAACAGGUCAAAUGUUUUAUAGAUAAUAGCUUUUUUAGCUCACCUAAGCUGAAAGCUCAAGUGAGCUUUUCUGUUCACAUUUUGUCUGUCGUCCGUCUGUUCGUAAACUUUUCACAUUUUCAACAUCUUCUCAAGAACUACUGGGCCAAUUUCAAUCAAACUUGGCACAAAUCAUCCUUAGGCAAAGGGGAUUCAAAGUUGUGAAAAUCUUUAAAAAUCUUCUUCUCAGAAACUAAUCAGCCAGAUCAUUCUUUAUAAUUGUUAAGACAUUGGCUCCAGGACAAUUAUUCGGCCUCACAAGAAGGUUCAGAGAUUGAUGUAGUUUUAUAUCCAAUAUAUAAAUAAUUGUUAAGGAUCUUUUUGAUAACUGCAAUACUCAACAUGUGAUAUGACUAUAAAAUCAUCCUGUUAGAAAAGGGACUAAUGAUUAUAAAUAUAAGAAUUUCCAGGGGGGGGGAUGGAUUUUAUUUAUACAGGACCUACAUGUAUUAUUGUACAUUGUCCAGAUAGUUUGUAUUAUGACUCCAUUAAGCUGAUUAUAUCAUACCUAUUGUUCCUCAGGUGAGCGAUGGCCCAUGGGCCUCUUGUAUAGUGUUUAUAACUAUAAUAUAAACAAAUCGCAGAGGUAGUUUCAGAUGCAGAGCCUGAUCUCUAAUGUUAAAAGUAAAUAUUUUGAUGUAUUUUGUGAUAUGAUAUUGUAUCGUAUAAUACUAUAUUGUAUCAUAUUCGCGGUUUAUAAAGCGUAAACUGCCCCAAGUUAUGUUAUAUUGUAAAAAUCAAAGGAUGCAAUAAUGUAUUUUAUAUUAUUGUAUUGAUAAACAUUGUAUCUUAUAAUACUGUAUGAAAUGAACAUAUGAUUAUCAUACCAGCUUUUAACAUAUGAUAUACGAUAUUGUGUCAAAACAGUAUCCAAGAAGGAAAACUAUGAUUUUCAUAUACAGUACCGAUCAGACCCAACCUAACACCAGAGUAAACCCCAACUAAACCCUGGGUUUACUUUUUGGGUUUGCUUGGGGUUUACUCUAGGUUUACUUUUUGAAAAUUUGGGUCCACUCGGGGUUUACUUUGGGUUUACUCUGGGUUUAGCUUGGAAUUACUUUGAAAUUGCUUUUGAGGUCAAAUGUAUGCACUGAAGUGUGAAGCAGACUAGUAUUUUAUCUUACCAUCCUACUGCCUGUAAUUCCUACCCUUUGUAUAUUUUGAAUACACAGUUAGCGUCUGCUUUCAGGGGUAUACUUCUGACUGUGUUUACUCUCUGUGUCCACUCUGGGUUUACUCUGGGUCCACUCUAGUAAACCCGAAGUAAACCCAGAGGAAACCCAGAAAGUAAACCCAGGGUUUAGUUGGGGUUUACUUUCUGUUAGGUUGGGUCUGAUCGGUACUGUAAUAUGCAUAAGGUGGUGUCAUUAAGGUGAUGAAUUUUUUUAUAGAAUAGAAGACAAAAUGUUAUAAUAUCUUCUUCUGAUAUAUAAAAAAAUGAAAGGGGCUUAAUGUUUAACAUAGAAAUUUGUGAAGAAAUAUUUAAUCGUCUUUGUAAACAAGACCUAAACAUGUAUUAUACGUUGAGUAUUUUGUAUUUGAUCCCAUAAAGCAUAAUUAAAGUAAUAGCUAUUUAUGUUGCACAGGUGAGCAAUGUGGCCCAUGGGCCUCUUAUUAAUAUUUACUAUUUAGAAUAUAUUAUGCCACUCUAAGCUUUGGAUGAUAAGCUUCCUCUUUGAAAAUAAGUCAUUUUUGUUCUUAAUGAUGUGUGCAUUUUAAGUCACUGUCCACUGAAGAAUGUUAAAUAUGAUAUGAUUGUGAUACAUUGCACUUUUAGCAAUACGAGUAUUCAAGUUUAUGCCAGUAUGAUUUAUUCACUGUAGUUUGUAAUACCAGUAAGAAUUAUAUGAAAGUUGUAAUGAAAGAAUAAUUGUUUCAUCUUUUAUAUAUAUUUGACAAUGAUAUUAUUUUAACAAGUUGAGAUGAUGCGUUGUAUUGCUUGUUUAUUGUUUAAGUAGUUUACAUGUACAUGUAUUUGAUUGAAUGGCAGAUAUAUGUGACUACAUGUAUAUACGUAAGUUGCUUUAUGUGAUUGUUUUCAACUCUAUUAAAUGUUAUCAUCAAUGAUUAUUUUAGCACCAAUUGUUGUAUUUAUUUGUAGUCAGUGAAAUAUCCUGACAUUCAUUAAUUCAUUAUUAUUAUAAUUAAUCAUUAAUCAAUUCACCAUGUUAGUAAUAUGUAUAAGGUACCGUUACAUAAAGUAGUAAAUUGUAAACUGUAAUUUUAUAAUUAAAAUUCAAAGAUGUUGACUUUGCAUAGAACGUACUCAUAAGAAGUAUGUAUCUCUCACGUGGUCCCUCACGGUGCGUCCUACAGCGUCUUCUGGAACCCUAACGUGGACGUCCACGGCCACAUCAACUGCAUUCGUCAAGUCUGAGUCUCUCAUAAUGUCCCUCCGUUGAAUACCUAUAUUGUGGAGAAUAGCACAUGCUGUCACUAUUCUGCACGCUCUUUCUGGCUUGGUCCGAAGGCCACAGUG